AUGAGGCCCCACACAAGUCCCCAUGCUGCAGCAGCCGAGCGGUUUGUGUCUCCUUAUGAACUCUUAGAGAGUGAGGGAACACAACAGGAAGAUAUAAAAAGGAGACAGCUGUCUCCUCCUGUCUCUCCUCUCAAUAAAAAGGAGACAGCAAGCAGAAACCCCAAGGACACCUGCCACCGGAGCCCUGCAGCAAAGGCUGCUGAGAAGGAGGGGGAGACAGCAGCAGCAGCAGCAGCAGCAGCAGCAGCAGCACACAAACAAGAUACAGGCAAGCAUAACCCCACACGAGGCCCGGAUGCAGCAGCAGCAGCAGCUGCUGCUGCUGCUGCUGCUGCUUCACAGCAACAAGGAGAUUCUAUCGUCUCCCUGAGAUGUCCUAAUCAGUCCCUUCUUAAUAAAGGAGACAUAAAAGGAGACAGAAAAGGAGACAAAAAAGGAGACAGAAAAGGAGACAGAAAAGGAGACACGCAAGGAGACAGACAAGCAGAAGAUACUCCCCAAACACAGUGCGCUGCGUCCGCCAGUCCUCGGCAACAGCAGCAGCAGCAGCAGCAGCAGCAACACCAACAGCAACACCCGCAGCAGCAGCAGCAGCAGCACAGCACACAAACAAGAUACAGGCAAGCAUAA
Eimeria mitis is the source of this 630-nucleotide messenger RNA. RefSeq lists its product as uncharacterized. NCBI's taxonomy places the organism in Eukaryota, Apicomplexa, Conoidasida, Eucoccidiorida, Eimeriidae. The transcript is spliced from 2 exons. The coding region runs from base 1 to 630 and encodes 209 amino acids. The record is from RefSeq and is a predicted model, not a curated record.